Messenger RNA from Gastrolobium bilobum, 2777 nucleotides. RefSeq names its product synaptonemal complex protein 1-like. The coding region runs from base 1 to 2631 and encodes 876 amino acids. The transcript is spliced from 19 exons. Gene Ontology annotation, biological process: reciprocal meiotic recombination. The record is from RefSeq and is a predicted model, not a curated record. Lineage: Eukaryota; Viridiplantae; Streptophyta; Magnoliopsida; Fabales; Fabaceae.
AUGCAGAAGCUAGGAUUCCCAAUCUCUAAGAGCUUGGAUCAAUUCAAAUCGUUGUACGGUUCGGUAUCGGGAACUGCCAAACCACUAUCAUCGCUCUCUUCGCGUCCUUCCGCAGAUUCCACUUCACCGGGGAGUUUUGCGAAUUUGAAGCUCACCGCAGAGAAAUUGGUGAAAGAGCAAGCUUCGGUGAAGACUGAUCUUGAAAUUGCGAAUACUAAGCUUAAGAAAUCGCUGGAGCAUAUCCACGCAUUGGAAGAAAAAUUGCAGAAUGCCUUUAACGAAAAUGCGAAGCUCAAGGUCAAGCAGAAGGAAGAUGAGAAACUCUGGAAGGGACUGGAAUCUAAGUUCUCAUCGACUAAGACUUUGUGCGAUCAACUUACUGAGACUUUACAGCAGUUGGCUUGUCUAGUUCAGGAUGCCGAGAAAGAUAAGGAAACGUUGGAAAAUAAACUGUUGGCAAGUUCAGAAGCUCUUGAUAGCUUGAAUAAACAGAUGGAUGGUUUGUCUUUGAAGCUAGGUUCUGCAGAGGAAACAAUUAGAACUCGUGAUACUGAGCUCCAGGAGCUAAAAUUUGCUACAGAAGAAAGGGAGAAUUGUCACAGAGAUGAACAGAGCAGAGCUGCCAAUGUUAUACAAGAGAAGGAUAAUAUGAUAAAGAAUUUAGAAGGAAUGUUAACAUCUAGUAGAUUGGCCACAGAGAGUUUGAACUCAAAGUUGGGAGAGGUUCAUCUUCAGUUAAAAGUCAAAGAAGAUGAAAUUAUGCAUCACAUAAUCAGUCAUGAGAAAUUGGAGAUGGAAAAGAGUGAUCUUCAAUUGUGUAAUGCUGAGCUUACUGGAAAACUUGACACGUCACUUAGGGAAAUCAAAGAUCUUGAAGGAUUACUUCAGGUGUUGGCUGCACAUUUGCUAAAUUUAGACAAAGAAAGCUUGAACCUCUUGAGCAAGUUUGAUGAAAUGAAAUCUCUUUAUGAUUCUUGCUUCAAGUUGGUCCAGCAGGAGAGAGAAGCUUUCUCUAAGCAUGCUCAAAACCAGUAUGGUGAGCUUAACAAUAAAUUCUUGAUCUUGGCAUCAGAAAAGGAUGCAACUCAAAUGAUAAAUUAUGAGUUAAGCAAUAGAGUGAAUGAACUUCAAAAAGUCCUAGAGUCUGCUGUAACGCAGCAUACAGAGGAAUGUCGAUUAGCAGCUGAGAGAAUUCAGAGUUUAGAGUCAGAAGCUGAAACAUUAAUCUCAAAAAAGACAGAAGCAGAGGACUUAAUUUCCAAAUUAGAGGAGAAAGCUGGAAUUCUGUUAGAAAGUUCUAGGUCAUCGGAGAAUCAAAUGCAAGGUUUAUUGCUGAAAGUUGCAGCAUUAGAGACUGAAAGCAAAGAAAAUAAGGAAACACUGCAGGCAGAGAUACUGAUGAAAUCAGAGGAAAUAGAAACUUUGCAAAAGGAGAAAAUGAAACUAGAGCAACAUGUAGAUUCUCUUGAUAAAGAAGUCAGCCUGCUUCAUAAUCUCUCAGAGGAAAAAGAACAGUGUAUUUUGCAGUUUAAGGAACAGGAGAAGAAGCUGGAAGAUCAGAUCACAAAGAAUCAAUCAUUAUUGACUGCUGCUGAAAGUAAACUUUCAGAAGCUAGAAAGCAAUAUGAUCAAAUGCUUGAGAAUAAGCAGUUGGAAUUAUCAAGGAAUUUGAAAGAAAUAUCUCUUAGAAAUGAUCAGGCAAUUAAUGAAAUUAAGAGGAAAUAUGAGCUGGAGAAGAUGGAAAUUGUCAACAUGGAAAAGGACAAGGCUGACAAGGCUAUUGCAGAAAUUGAGGGACGGUGUGAGCAAAAACUUGCAGAAUGCAAAGAAGAAUCAAGGCAGGAGUUAAUGCGCAUUCAGGAGGAACACACUGGGCUGGUUACUCAAAUACAGCAGGAGCAUGACAAGAGGCAACUAAGCCUGAUAACUGAACACAGUGAACAGCUAAAGCGUACCCAACUGCAAGCUGAAAAUGAGCUGAGAGAGAAAACAGCGUCUCUGAAGGGUGAACAUGAAGUUCAGAUUAAAGCACUGAGGUGUGAACUUGAAGAUGAGUGUCAAAAGCUGGAAGAGGAGUUGCAUGUCCAGAAAUCCAAAGAAGACAGGCAAAGGGCUUUGUUACAGUUGCAGUGGAAAGUGAUGAGUGACAAGCCAAAAGAGAACCAAGAAGUGAAUUCAAAACAGGAUUACUCCGUUUCAUCAAUUAAGAGGAGGAGUUCUUGCGGUGGCAAAAGAAGUCAGCAUGACCUAGUAAGAAUGGAAAUCGAAAGAAAGGACUCUCCUUACAUUGAAGUAACACAAACACCAGUGCCAAAGUUGUUGAAGAAAGUGGAGAAUGUAAAAACAGGAAGUGCUAUGAGCAUUCCUAAGCAUCAUAGAAAGGUAACUCGCCAUGAAUACGAAGUUGAGACUUCUAAUGGAAGAACAAUUACAAAGAAAAGGAAAACAAGAAGUACUGUCAUGUUUGAGGACCCAAGAAAACGUAAAAUAAAUACACCGAAAGCAAAUACUCCUGGAAGUGUUGUCAAGAGUAUGAAGGAAGGAGGUCAUCCUCAUCCUUCAAAUAUUGGUGAUUUGUUUUCAGAAGGGUCUCUGAAUCCAUAUGCAGAUGAUCCCUAUGCAUUUGAUUAGAGAAAGCUAUUGGAUGUUUGAUGACAGUGUCUCUGCGGCAUCACAAGAUAUAUUUUUUAAGUCUGAUUUUCUAGGAGCAAUUGUGUAUUUGUGUUGCAUUCUGCACAAAUCACAGCUUCAUCAAAUGUUCAGAUAUGGAAAAUUAG